AUGGGCUAUGAUAAGGAGCUUAUUGUUGAUGCCGUGGGUUUUUCUAGGGGCAUUUGGCUGCUCUGGAACUCGGGUGAGCUGAAUAUUUCUAGUAUUGACUCUAACCAACAAUGCCUUCACGUGCAGGUACAGGGGCUUUCUCCUCAAGACAUUGAAUGGCAGCUAUCAGCUAUCUAUGGUAGCCCGGCACCCAUGCAACAUCGCGAGCUUUGGGGGUUUUUGAGACAGCUGGCUGAGGAUAUGGUGCAACCCUGGCUCUUGGUGGGUGAUUUCAACUCCAUUAUGAGCCCGUCGGAGAAAUUAGGGGGUGCCCCUUUUGAUGCAGCCAGGAUCAGGGAUUUCCAGGAGGUAGUCCAGGAUACCGAACUGAUCGACCUGGGAUUCGAAGGACCAGCUUACACUUGGUUCCGGACCGGACUCCGAGAGAGACUGGACAGGGGAAUGGCAAAUAAUGUUUGGGUGACGAAUUUCCCUGAGACAGUGGUGAGACACCUGCCCCGUAUGAAAAAAUCCGAUCACCGGCCGAUUCUGGUCUCCUUAGCCGAGCCACAUCCACCAGCGGGACCCAAACCUUUUCGCUUCCUAGCGGCAUGGCUCACUCACGAGGGUUUCCGAGAUAUGGCGGAUGUAGCUUGGGCGAAGGGAAACUCAUUCACGGAAUCGGCCACCGCUUUCGCUCAGGAGGCAUUAACUUGGAACAGAAAUGUAUUUGGGCACAUAACUAGGCGCAAAGACAAGCUGCUGAGGAGGCUCGAAUAUCUCGAGCAGGCUGGGGGAGGUCAAGGGAGCGAGGCCCAACUUCGACAAUGCCAGGAGGAAUUGGAGCUGGUUUUGUUUCAAGAGGAGCUGCUGUGGUGCCAAAAAUCCCGUCUGGAUUGGAUUAACUCGGGGGACAAGAACACUGCGUAUUUUCACACCAGAACCAUCCGGCGGAGAAGCAGGAACCGGGUUACUAUGCUCAAAGACGACGGGGGCAACUGGGUCGAGGAUCAAUCUCUACUGCUAGAAAUGGCGCGAGCUUAUUUUAGUGGGUUGUACCAGGAUGAAGGAGGGGAUCUAUUAGCCCUCCUGGAGGGCUUUCCGGCUUUGGGGGCAUCUCGCUGGCAGCCGCUCAAUCAGAUGCCAAGUUUGGAGGAAAUUCAUGCAGCCGUGAAAGCGAUGGGACCUCUAAAGGCCCCAGGCAAAGAUGGUCUGAGCCCGAUCUUCUUCCAAAGAUGUUGGGAAACGGUGGGAGCUUCACUGGCAGCCUUUGUUACCGACUGUUGGAACACCCCAGAAAAAUUCAAGGAAAUCAACUCAACUAUACUGGUGUUAAUACCGAAGAUAAAGCAGCCGAUCACAAUUGAUCAAUUUCGACCAAUCAGCCUAUGCAAUGUGGCGUACAAGGCAAUCACUAAAUGCCUUGCUGAGAGGUUGAAAAACCUCAUGCCGGAGCUCGUCCACGAAACCCAGACCAGUUUCGUCCCUGGGCGCCACAUUACUGAUAAUAUAUGCAUCCUUCAGGAAGUGAUCCACUCGAUGAGAGCUAGAAAGGGCAGGCGUGGAUGGAUGGUCCUCAAGGUUGACUUAGCAAUGGCAUAUGAUAGAAUCAGGUGGGGGUUUGUUCGGGACACUCUAGUCGCGGCAGGGGCUCCAGAUAAGUUUGUGGAGUUGACGAUGGCGUGCAUAUCAUCAGGGUCAAUGCAAAUACAGUGGAAUGGGGGACUGACGGAGAGUUUCCAACCAUCCAGGGGUUUAAGACAGGGCUGCCCCCUUUCCCCGUACAUAUUCACCCUGUGCAUGGAAAGACUGGGGCACAUUAUUGCUGACACCGUCCGGGAGGGAAGGUGGAAACCAAUAAAGUUAUCGCAGGAUGGUCCGGCCCUCUCGCAUUUGUUCUUUGCAGAUGACCUGAUUCUGUUUGGCGAGGCGACAAGAACACAGUCUCAAGAAAUAAACGCAUGCUUUGAAAAAUUUGGCGGGUCAUCGGGCCAGCAGAUCAGUAGGCCGAAAUCCCGGGUUUUCUUCUCAGCCAACACCACAGCCGACUGCCAACAAAGUUUGAGCCAAGAACUUCAGAUUCCAGUGACAAAUAAUCUGGGGAGGUACUUGGGGGUGCCGGUAAUUCACGACAGGGUGUCGAAAGCUACCUUUAUGGAUCUCAUUGAUCGGAUCGAUAAAAGGCUGGCAGGCUGGAAGGCGUCCACUUUAUCCCUAGCUGGCCGGAUUACGUUGGCACAGUCGGUGCUGGCCUCUCUCCCGGCCUACACGAUGCAGACGACUUGGCUGCCGGCAAGUGUGCGAGAUUAUAUCGACAAGAAAAUUCGGUCAUUCGUUUGGGGCAGCACGGAGCAGGGCCGGAAGAUCCAUCUCAUUGACUGGGAAAUGUUGUGCCGGCCAAAAGACGAAGGGGGUUUGGGACUCAGAGACUCCACCAGAACAAACGAAGCAUACAUGCUCAAAAUCGCCUGGAGGAUGCUUACUAAACCACAGGAAUUAUGGGCGAGAGUCCUCCUGGGCAAGUACUCGAGGCAAACGGGGGAGGGGCGCCAAUUCCGUACCCAAGGCAGGCUCUUGAACCUUUGGAGAGGGGUAACUCGGGUGGCUCAUUUGGUUGAGGAAGCGACGUAUUGGAAUAUCCGCAAUGGGAGAACGGCAAAAUUCUGGAGUGAUCGAUGGCUCGAUGACAAUACCAUUCUCAAGGACCACGCCCCCAACCUGCCGAUGGAACUCCUGGAAAUGCCUGUCAUCGAGUUUGUUCUCAAUGGUAAGUGGAAUUCUGAUUUUCUACUAUACUACUUACCCCAUGAUGUUGUCUCGCAGAUCAACCUUCACCCUAUCCCGGCGGAGGAAGAGGAGGACGUUCGAACCUGGCGAUUCAACCCCAACGGAGAAUUCACUCUCCGAUCGGCGUACGAGCUCACGGAUAACACUGCGGAGGCAAACCUGGGACAGCAAGCCUGGCGGUCGGUGUGGAAGGCACCAACUUUGCAACGAGUGCGGGCCUUCUUGUGGCUGAUGAACCAUGGACGACUGCUUACCAACGCGGAGAGGGCACGACGACAUCUCACCGACGAAACGAGCUGUAAGAUUUGUGGAGGCGGACCAGAAACAACCCUACACAUAGUCAGAGACUGCCAUUUUGCUCGAGCAAUGUGGGCAGACCUCCUUGAAGACGAGCCGGACUCCAGAUUCUUCGAAUCCGACGGCCAGAGGUGGAGCCUUUACUACCUCUCAGGGCGGAGUAAUACCAUUGAUGCUACUUUGUUUGCAGGAACCUGUUGGCUCUUGUGGAAGAACCGGAAUGACUUCGUGUUCCAAGACAAGUUGAAGACCCAUACACAAAUCCAGUUUACUUCAAGACAGCUCCGGGACGAGAUCAUCAAAGCACUCGAUCAGGAGAAGAUAGUGUUCGGGACUGGGGGCACCCGCGAGCAGCGCCAAAUUGGCUGGCAACCACCGGCGCAAGACUGGGUCUGUGUCAACACAGAUGGCUCAGUCAUCCAUUCUCCUGGGAGCACAUCCUGUGGCGGCAUCAUACGGGGGAGUGAUGGCCGCUUCGUCAGAGCAUUCACUGCAAACCAUGGAGGGGGUUCUAUCACUCGUGCGGAGCUGGCUGGUAUUGUGUAUGGGUUGGAUCUUGCUUGGGAGCAAGGAGCCAGGAAAGUUCGUCUACAAACAGACUCAGUAACUGCAAAAACCCUGAUCGAGAAGGCGACCGAGCAACAUAUGCACUACUCACAGAUCAGUGAAAUUAGGAGAAGGCUGCAACGUGACUGGACAGUUCGAUUGACCACAUUUUCCGUGAAGCGAAUUUUGCCGCGGAUCACCUUGCUUCACUGGGUCAUUCGCAAACGAUCGGAGUUCAUGUAA
Linum trigynum is the source of this 3852-nucleotide messenger RNA. The record is from the annotation of a GenBank genome assembly. NCBI's taxonomy places the organism in Eukaryota, Viridiplantae, Streptophyta, Magnoliopsida, Malpighiales, Linaceae.